GCAGAAUUCACAGCGCAGCAAGGAGGAUUGCCAUUGCUAACGCCGGUGUUGUUGAAUGGCGUAAGUAUCCACAGAUGUGGUCCUUGUAUUAAUGCUCCCAAUUAUCAUAUAUCUUAAAGCCUUGCACAUUGAAGCAUUUGUUCUCAGAAUUUGCACUCCCUGGAGCGAAUAAAUAUUUUCUGCAGCUGGAGCCUAGCCAGACGAUGGGAACGCUCUUAACGUACUCAAUUCGACCAAUUCUUUUAAAUUGUCCUUUGUUCGCUAUGCAUAGGAUUACAGAAUUGUUUGUUUCUUCUGCUCUCCGAGGACCUGAAAGCUGCGGAUAGUUGCAGUGCAAUUCCGGCUACUGAUAGCAAAUCGUCUAGGAACGGAGGUAUAUGGCGGAACGCCCUUUACUAGAGCUAGAUGAUAAGAGGUACCCUGCCGGACUCGUAUGUACAUGUACAAACCAGUCUAUCUAUGCUCUGCGAUCGAACCACAGUUCCAAUUCCAUCGGGAUGCUGUUUACAGGGCGCGAUGUUGGGGCCAGCAUGGCCUAGGCUAUAUAGGGCGCUAGAAAGGCCUUCAUCCUGAGACGUCAAAAUGCUACACAGCCCUCAGAAACAGACCAUGAUAUUUUCCAUAUGCCAGCUAAAUAAGCACCUUUUAUGAUCAAACUCACAGAAUGAUAGUCGAAUAACGUGUUGACAUGAUCUCUCGAGCCCACGCCCUUCAAGACCCCCACAUUCGUUCCUCUCUAGACUGUUCUCUGCAAUUCUCUCAAAGCUCUGUUCUGGCCCACUCAUUUAUUUACCUUCCCCCCCUUGUCUUGUCCCUUGUCGCUUUCUAUUAGCGGCCAUUCGGCUGCCAGUUCUCGAUUCCCCUUUGCCUCCAUCAAUUCCCGCGUUGCACGCGAUGUCGCGCGUUUAAUUGUUCACGUCAGAAAAACGCGUGGAAUGGCUAAGAGCCCAGCCAAGACGCUUUGUGUCCCGACGAGUUUAGCCCGCUUCAAAAAAGGCUAAACAGCGGCUGGGAUAGGACAGCAUGCGAGGUGUCAUCGUACACUAAGUGGGGGUCGUCUGUGCAGAAACGUCCACAUCCCGGCCAUUGAGCGCGCUGAUGUUGCGGUGAGCGUCAAUGGUUACGAAACACCGGGGCGGGCCCCAGUAACUACCGUACCAAGCCCCAAGCAGCGGAGAGGAGCGCGAGGGGAGGUUGGGAUACAUGUAACUACCGAGAUCCCGGCCAGAGCACAAAGCAAGCCCCCGAGAGGGCGUUCGCUUCCCCCCUUGAUCGCCACCACUCAUCGCGUCGGGAUACUUUGUUCACGACCGUACAUUUCUCGCGAUGACCCCAGCGACCGUUCUUUCCUGCAGCACGGCUCCUUUUGGUGUCUCCCUAGACCGAUUCGUCUCAGCGAACAGUCUUGUUUUUGAACCCAAAGUCUGACUCGCGCCAUGCGACACGAAAAAAAAAUGGAACCAGAAACGAAGACGCUUCCCCGGCCUUCUGGCGCGAUUUUCUGGCGUGCAUCGUUGAGAGAUGCUUGGGCAUCCCGGGGCGCAAGGAAACAAAUGAUCUGGCCGGCCUGGGUCCUAUAAUAUCACGAUUCGCCCGAUUCCUCAGUCCCUUUUUUGUUGUUUCAAUAUGUUUUGAACCAUUGUCUGUGUGCGCCGUCCAGUGACACACCAGCUUGGGCAUGUUUUGGGCCAAUUUUCUCUCGAAUUUGACCACGCCAAAAGCCCAACUCGAAGUAUCGGGUAUACUUCUUGACAGCACUCCAAUUUCCUAAUAUAUCUUCUAUUACAUUUCUACAAAAAGAGCACACACACGCAGAAACAGACAUUAUUUAAGUGCAUAUUAAGAUAAUUAACCAGAAUCAACUUGAUUUUCACAGAGCUGAGCUCUUUUUAAACUGUAUGCGAAAACUAAUCCUUCUCAUGCAUUUUGGUUCUCCUAUCCACAUCCAUCAACACCCAAAAGAAGAACGAAGAGAAGAAGAAAGGAAGAAAGCAGGAGAAAGCCAUCCUCUCUUCGUUAUUUUGGACGAGGUCAUGACUAACAAAGCCUCUCAAGAACCUUUUGCAUUUUGGACCCGGCUCACUGGCCGCUAUGAUCAAUCAUCUUCAUCAACAUGUCGUCCGCAGCCGCCUUUUUCCAGUUCUGGUGGACAGAUCUGACCCGAGAUGCCUUUCUCGCCUGCUUGCCGAAAGAAGACCUUUUAUCCAUGCGACUGGUGUGUCAUGACUUCGCUUAUCGCACCGCCCCUGUGCUCUUCGCAGAAGUUGAUGUGGAGUUCCGAAAUGGCAUCUUUACCCGCCCAGCGCGCAUGGCCGCCCUAGAGCGCAUUGGAAGCUGUAUCAAAUCUCUUAAUUUUAAUAUACCCCAUUCGCCGGAAACUUUUCUUCCGCCGUUAUUAGAUCCCGUUACUGGAGAGGAGCGAACCUUUGUCUACGAACCACAAGUUUACGCCUCCUGUCCCGCAGCGUCGAGACUCAGUUUCCCAAGAUAUGGGACCUGGGAAAUGACGGAACUGUUAACGAGGCAGUACCCGCCAUUAUUCCACGCGGUGACGAAUGUGCCAUCGUUCAUCCGCGCCUUCAAUGCCAUGACUUCACUCCGGCACCUAAAGGUGUCCUGCAAUGGCCAAGGGGCUGGACACCGCUACCGCCGUAGCGUAGUCGACUAUGCCCUCAUAUCACUUCGAAUCGCAAUUGAACAAGCACCGUUAAAGUCUCUCGACACGCUCUCCCUCCUCCCAAUCCACCCAGGAGCACUCCUUUACCUCCGCCCAAACAUGGGCUUCGGCGCAUCACCUUCAUCUCAUAAACGCUGGGCGCAAAUCCGCAAGCUCUCCAUUGAAAUGGACAGUUUCCCGUACGACACUGACAACGUCACCGCCACCACCACCACCUCCCCUAUCAACACCACUCCCACCUCGACACGCACCAGCAGCAGCGGUAGCAGCAACAGUUUCAAGAAAACUAACCGCCCCAAAGACCAUUUAAAACUUCUACACUCCUACCUUCAAUCCUUCCCCACCCUUACCCACCUCACCUUCCGCUGGCGCGGUACCCAGGGCCCCUGCCCCCUCUCCCUCUCCACAGAGCCAUGCCUCCAACCAACCGCCACCGAACCGGCGUCAACCCUCUGUCCCAAACGCUGCCCCGCGCCGCUCCAGCCGCUCAGUUUCCCCCACCUGCUCUACGCAGAGAUAGAGAACGCCCUGCUGGACGCCGCGCAGGUCUCCGCCUUCAUCCUCGAGCACAGGCAGACGCUGGGCGAGUUUUACUUUGAGAAUACCUCGCUGCGCGAUGGGGGGACGUGGGAUGAGGCGCUUGCGCCGUUGACGGAGAUUUCGGGGAGUGAGAGGUGGAAGGGCAAGGGCAAGGGCAAGGGGAUGCGGAAGCGGAAGAAACAGCAGCAGACGCAGAGGGAGAGGGAGAGGCAGAGGGAGGGGCAGGGUGAGGAGGGGGUGGCGGAGGAGAUGGAUGUGCCAAUUAUGUUUAGUCCGGUAGGGAUGGGGCGGAGCCAGGUGUUGAAGGUGCUGUGGGAGGAGGAGAGGAGGAAAGACCGGCUGAAGAAUUUUCGGGCGUACGGGGCUGCUGGUGCUGCUGGUGCUGUUGAUGAUGGCGGUGGAGGAGGGGGGUGGAAGAGUAAAAGUCAUUUGCAGCGGGCGAGCUCGCGGACGAGGGAUUUGUUGUGGUGCAGGCAGGAUCAUGUGAAGAGGUUUUUGAGGACGUCGGUGUUUAGCUGGCGGUAGAAGAUGAGAAACGUGGAUUUGAUAUUUUGUGAAGGGGAAGGGGGUGUUUUACUGGUGGUUGGGAUUUUAUCUUCAUGUUUUCAUUAUCCUAGGGUUGGGAUGGUAAGGUCUGGUUCCUUGCGGAGGAGGUUCGUUCAUCAGGGGGCGGAAAAAGAAACUGAGAACACGCACAAAAGAAAAAAAAAAAAAAAAAAAGGUAUAUCAUCUUGGGAACAAAAAGGAGGAGAGAGAUAUGGAUAUAUUUUUCUCUCGGGCGGCGCAAUUUAUUCUUUUCAUCAUAUCCAUAUGGGAUGGAACAGAAUCUGGAAGGUUGGGGUGGGUGGCUCUUUAUGAAAACGCGCCAUGAUUGCCAUUGAUCUAUGAUGUACAUGUAUGUACAUACGAUUUUGAUGAAGCGAUGUAGCUUCCAUUUACGCUCCUUUUUAUUGACCCUUCUCCUUUGUUUGAGUGUUUUUGUAUCGUCGACUAUUAUUUUGUUUUCUCUCUUGUUGCUGCUAUUGAUGAUGCAGCUCUAGCCAGCAUUCGACAUUCUUUUAACAAUUGAAAUUUAUCAUGCUUAAUUAAAAUGAGUAAAAUGCAGUUACAGUUUCUCUGUGUUCUUUUUUUUUUUUUUUUUUUCACACACCAAAAGUAAGCAAUACUUAGAAGCACCAGAUCUCCC
Messenger RNA from Blastomyces gilchristii SLH14081, 4403 nucleotides. RefSeq lists its product as uncharacterized. The transcript is spliced from 2 exons. Bases 2114 to 3742 code for a protein of 542 amino acids. The record is from RefSeq and is a predicted model, not a curated record. NCBI's taxonomy places the organism in Eukaryota, Fungi, Ascomycota, Eurotiomycetes, Onygenales, Ajellomycetaceae.